GCAGGGCUGCGGAGAUUUAGACAGACUUUACUGUGGUUUUACUCUCGGGCUGAGAACGUUUCGGGCCCCUAUCAGCUACCAGAAGCCCGCAGUCCCGAGCGGAGAGACCGGCGGCCCUCAGCGGAGCUCACACCGGAACUGGUCCUUCACGGCGAGGCAGCCGCUCUCAAAUAAAUCCGGUCCAGAGGUCGAAAACAGACUCGGAGACAGCGGAGCCGAUCGAGAAGACGACAAACUCUGGAGAGGAACCUCACGUCCCACCCUGACCGUGGACCAGCUCUGUGGUGGACAUCUAUGUUUUUUUCUUCAGGACUGUCUUCAGUAGAAAUCGACCUUAUCUCUAAGUUUGUCUGACAGUCAAAGCCACCGUCAUGUUUGACCGUGAAACCUUCCCAGGAGUUAAAAGAUUUGAUACUUUUGUUUCUUUGAACCUUUUUUCUGCCACGUUUCAGCCAAGCUCUGAUCAUUAAAGGGACUUUUUUUUUUCUAAGAGGAACUUGCGUCAUCUUUUUGAAUUUCUGUUUUGUCUUCUGUUAUCACUCGCUGUCCAUUCCUGAUAAGGCUUUAGUUCUCACAAGAAGGGAAGAGAAGGGGAGUUCCAGUUUGACGACACUUACAGAACAGUGUCAGAGGAGAGAAACCACCACACUGCACCGCUGUUUUUAAAAUGGGUUCAGAAAAGGACUCUGAGUCGCCACAUUCCUCCGUGAGCGCUGUUCCAAACCCCAAGUGCCGUACGGCCAACAAGCGCCAGGGCCGCAUCUCUUUUCACAGCCUUUUCCACAGCAAAAGAGGGUCCCAAGGGACCCGGGGCCCCAAAGGAGGAGCUGCGACGCCUUUAUCUCAGCAGCUUCAUCUUCAGCACAGUCAGACUCCACAGCAGCUUCUCUCUUCUGCCUUGACCGCAGCACCUGUUCCAGUCACUGCUGUACCUGCUGCUGCCACUGCACAGGAUGUUUCCUCCAGCAGCCCCUCCAAACCCCUCUCUUCCAGCCAGCCGUCACUGGAUGGAGCCCCCUCAUCUGCAGAGGCCAACCUCCUGGAGUGCCCACUGUGCUUGGUACGCCAGCCCGCUGACCAGCUCCCUGAGCUGUUGGGAUGCAGCCACCGCUCCUGCCUCUGCUGCCUGCGGCAGUACCUUCGCAUCGAAAUCACCGAGAGCCGGGUCCAGCUUAGCUGCCCCGAGUGCGCCGAGCGACUGGUUCCGCGGCAGGUGGCAGACAUCUUGGAUGAUGCGGCUCUGCUGGAGAAGUAUGAGGAGUUUUUGCUGAGGAGGUGCCUCGCCUCUGAUCCAGACUGCCGAUGGUGCCCUGCACCUGAUUGUGGGUUUGCCGUCAUUGCCUCAGGAUGUGCCAGUUGUCCCAGGUUGGUGUGCUGCAGAGAGGGCUGCGGUGCAGAGUUCUGCUACCACUGCAAGCAGGCAUGGCAUCCAAACCAGACUUGUGACUCAGCCCGCCAGCAGAGAGCGCAGUCGUUGCAUACCCACAGCAACCACUCCCCCAGCUACACACAGGAGCAAGGACCCGCUGAUGACAUCAAGCCCUGUCCCCGCUGUGGCGCCUACAUCAUCAAGAUGAAUGAUGGGAGCUGCAAUCACAUGACCUGCGCCGUCUGCGGCUGUGAGUUCUGCUGGCUCUGCAUGAAGGAGAUCUCUGACCUGCACUACCUCAGUCCAUCCGGUUGUACAUUCUGGGGAAAGAAGCCAUGGAGCAGGAAGAAGAAGAUUUUGUGGCAGUUGGGCACCCUGAUCGGAGCUCCGGUCGGAAUCACCCUCAUCGCUGGCAUCGCUGUACCAGCCAUGGUCAUUGGCAUUCCGGUGUACGUCGGCCGAAAGAUUCAUGCCCACUACGUGCUGAAGAAGACAUCUCGGCACAGAAGGAACCUGGCUGUCGCAGGGGGCGUGGCCCUGUCCAUCAUCACGGCCCCCGUCAUCGCAGCUGUCAGCGUCGGUAUUGGUGUUCCCAUCAUGUUGGCCUAUGUGUACGGAGUGGUGCCGAUCUCUCUGUGCCGAGGAGGAGGCUGUGGUGUGAGCAGGGGGAAGGGUCGCGGAGUUCGAAUAGACUUCGAUGAAGAUGACGGACCAAUCACAGUGGCAGAUGCAUGGCGAGCUCUCAAAUCGCCGAGCCUUGGUGAGAGCAGCUUGGACGGGGCGGUCAGCGGGCUGAGCACCACGUCACCUAGCGAGGGGCUCUCUGUGGCCCCCGGAACUCUGGGUGACACACCCCACUUCAACACGCUGGCAGGUGGCGCCCUGGGAACCCGUACCAGCAAAUACAGCAGGCUGGAGGUCCAAGCGGGUGCGUUGGCUAACGAUUCCGCUCAGAGGGAGACUGGCAGCCUGGGAGCAGGAAGUGACUGUGCCAGCACCCGAGGAAUGGCCGGAUCCAUCAUCUCCUCCUACACGCUGCCUGACAGGGAGUGCACCAACAUGGAGAUCCAGGUGGACAUUGAGACCAAACCCAGCCAUCUCUGCCUGACAAGCGAAGAGGACCUGACCCCGCCUCCGGGCUCUGCUGCCAUGGCAGCAUCCUCGGCAGUCGAGGAGCCUCAAGACUGCAGCUCCAGAAGGGGCGGGGCAUUGUCGGGUUUGGCAUUGGGCCUGUCACCGGGGGAAUCGGUCAGGGACGGCCUGAGAGACGUCACCCUGGCUCAGCCGGAGAGCAUCCGUAGCGACCUGGAGAUGUCCGACACGCAGUCGGACGACAUCGCAGAGCUCACGUCAGAUGACUGUGACUCACCUCACCCAAAAAGCUGUCACUUGGUGGCCGGCCAUCAGCCCCAGCCUCCUUCGUGCCGAGCCCUGAAUCCCUCCACCGAAGGCCUUCGCUGUCCUGCAGACAGCAACGUCGCCCUGUACGUCUGAGAGAACAACAACUCUCAGGAUUGCGCACACAAAAAAUACCCAGUGCUCUAACUGUUAUUUUAGCUUCUUUUUCAAACUCCUCGUUUGCUGCUUUUACAAACACUGUCUUAAACACAGACGCCGUCAGUUUGCUUCUGUCUGCCUGUCUCAUCUACCUGUCAAUCUCCUCACUGGCUAAAUUGUCAGGGUUCUACCUCUGAUAUUUGUAACAUAAUUUAUGUUUACUUCUUGGUAUAAAAUGCCUUGGCUACUUCAGCAAAAACAAAAAGAUGUUACACAAAAUUUCCAUUUGGGGGAAAGAAAAAGAGACUAAAAUUGUGAUGAGGUGUCACGUCACUGUGUGCAACAACAGUUUGUGCUUCGAAUGUUUAUAACAGUGUAUGAAUGAAUGGGGACUUUAUACUCAACUGUUGUGGCUUUAUUUUCAAUUUUCACCUCUUUUUAUAUGCAGCCAACCUUGAAAUUGAAGUAUUCGCUGCGUGCACGAGUCUGCAUGAGUCUGGAAUGCUGAAAGAGGCAGCGGGUUGUCUGUUAAACUGGCGAAAGGUUUGUUGAUGAACUCAGUCGCUGCAAAUAAAUUUAUUAGAUUUUACUCCUCCUGCUCACAGCACGAUGAGGAAAAAAAGGCAAAGUGUGCUUGUCCAAUGACAGAGUUCAGAUUUUUAUUGACAGAAGGCGCUGCAGUGAACUGCACUGAGAAAAGAUUCACACUGCAUGAAUGUUUUGCACACAGUUUGAAUCAAAUAUAUUAUUGAAAGCUUUUAAUUUGAAGAAUCCAGACACCAAGAGUUUGCCUUAUUUUUCUGUCCUUUCCAGUUAAUUUAGUGAUUUCACAUAUAUUGAAGAAACAUUUUUUUUUUUUUUUUUUUUUAUAGACUUUAAUAGUAAAAGACUCAUUCACUCCCUGUGGGUCCAUUCUUUUUUCCUCAAAUUUCCCUAAUAAAGUUGAAACAGUGAUGUAGCUUCAGUUUAAUUGGAGUCAGACUUGAUUGCCUCAGAAAAAAGGCUUUCAAAGUAAUGAUUUUGUACCAGUACAACCAUCAGAUGAGGAAAUGUUCAGUCCAUACUUUUGUUCUGAAGGAUUCAAAUGGGUCACAUUUACCUGCAUCACUCUGUACAAAUGAUAAUUACUGACUAAAUAUGAUUUUAAAUUGUAAGCAUAUGUACACACAACUGUGCAAAAAUCUUUGACACAUUAUUAUUAUUGUAUUAUUAUUUAGAUAAUAUUAUUGAUAAGAUCCAAAUGUAUCCCAAUAUAACACUUUAUUUCAACCAGUAUUUUAAUUUCUGAUUCCAUUUUGUUCCUUGUUCAGACUAAUUUGAAUGGCAUCAAUUGUCUCCUUUAUAAAGACAAUCUGCAAAAAUCUUUACCUUAAAAUGAAAAAGUAACGAUGUGGCAACAAUAAGAAAAACAUUCAAGAUAACAAGUAACUUGUGAUUUCAAAAAUAACAACCAUUAAAGUUUACAAAGUUACCAGGCUUUUAUUAACCAUUAAACCCGUCAGAACCUCCUUCACACACAAAUUCUCAGGUGCUUAAGACUUUUGCACAGUGCUGUGUAUGACUUUUAAAUAAUUUGGAGAAUCUGUUGGUGCAUGUGGUAAUAAAUGGUCUAAAUGAUGAAUCUGGACAUUAAAAGUGAUCUAAAAUGAAGUCACAUUUAAAGGACAGGAAGCACAUGCUGCUUGACUUUUUUUGUAUUAAACUUAAAGAUGGUGUCAUGUGACUGUACUUGUGUUUGACAGCCUGUGACCACACUGACCUGUGACAGCGUUUGUUACCAUGGUGAAUGUUUGUCCGCUUUGUUCUUCAGAAUGAACACAUGCACUUUAUUAAUUUUUUUUAUUUUGCUAUUUCAUCACAUUCUGCUGUAAAUGUGUUUACUUUAACUCGCUAAUGUCUGUUGCCCCCCCGCCCAACAAAAAAAGCUUUUGUGUUGGAUGUAACAAAGGUUUGGCUUCAAACCGUUGUAUUAAAAAAAGUGCUUUAUUUUUUCUCUAACUUCAAAGGAGUGUGAAUUUUUUUUAAGAAUUUGAUUAAUUUUGGGUCUGUAGUUAUUUUUGUUAAACUGUUGGUUAUGUAUGAAGUUGCCACUAAACACUUCAGAUGUCGAAAAGCUUUUUUGAAAUCAUCUUCAGUUUUCCUUUUGUUUUUAUGGAACUGACCUGGAACAUGUUCCUGUCUGUUUCCUGUUUGUUUUUGACGACAUACUUUUAUUCUGUGGUCAUCACUUGUUUCUAACAACCAGUUAGAAACACACAAACGCAUCAUGGUCAGGAACCAGACGUAGGAAACGUCUAAACAGUCGGUGUAUUUAUUUGAACAGUCAACAACACAGCAAUAUUUAAGUGUUUUUUAUAUGUGGCGUCUGUUAUUGUUCCUGUUGGACAUGCAGGACUGUGAAAGACAUCUAGUGGACCUUUUGGUGGAGGGGGAGGGUAAAUAAAUACAGUCUUCUGCUGCACCAA
This is a messenger RNA of Thalassophryne amazonica, 5331 nucleotides long. It is a transcript of the gene rnf19b, whose product is annotated as ring finger protein 19B. NCBI's taxonomy places the organism in Eukaryota, Metazoa, Chordata, Actinopteri, Batrachoidiformes, Batrachoididae. The record is from RefSeq and is a predicted model, not a curated record. The transcript is spliced from 10 exons. Gene Ontology annotation, biological process: positive regulation of proteasomal ubiquitin-dependent protein catabolic process; ubiquitin-dependent protein catabolic process; protein polyubiquitination. Bases 668 to 2863 code for a protein of 731 amino acids. Gene Ontology annotation, molecular function: zinc ion binding; ubiquitin protein ligase activity; ubiquitin conjugating enzyme binding. Gene Ontology annotation, cellular component: ubiquitin ligase complex; cytoplasm.